AUGAAGACCUUCGUUUGGGAUUUGAAAUGUGAAAAGAGUUUCCAAGAACUUAAGAACAGACAACUAAGAUUUCAUGAGAAGAAUUAUCCUACACAUGACUUAGAGUUGGCCGUCGCUGUGUUUACACUAAAAAUUUGGAGACAUUAUCUAUCUCCUUCCAGAGUUACACUGCAUAGUGUGAAAUUGGGUAUGUUAAAGCUUACUAGUGGUAUUUUGGAAGAAAUUAGAGAGAGUCAAAAGAUUGAUUUGAAAUUGGUUGAUCGACUGACCUUAAGUAAUCAAGGUCAAGGUGGUGAUUUCAAAAUUGAUGAUAGUGGUGUUGUAAGAUUCUGUGACAAAAUUUGUAUUUCGGACGUGUCCACACUCAAGAGGAGUAUUCUUGAAGAAGGACACCAAAGUGGUCUAAGUAUUCAUCUCGAUGCUACUAAAAUGUAUCAAGAUUUGAAGAAAAUAUUUUGGUGGCCUCAGAUGAAAAAGGAAGUUGCUAAAUUCGUGUAUGCUUGUUUGAAUUUCCAAAAGUCAAAGAUUGAACAUCAGAAUUCGUUGGGUUUAAUGGAGUCGUUGCCUAUUCCUGAUUAG
Messenger RNA from Vicia villosa (hairy vetch), 579 nucleotides. RefSeq lists its product as uncharacterized. NCBI's taxonomy places the organism in Eukaryota, Viridiplantae, Streptophyta, Magnoliopsida, Fabales, Fabaceae. The coding region runs from base 1 to 579 and encodes 192 amino acids. The record is from RefSeq and is a predicted model, not a curated record. The transcript is spliced from 3 exons.